CUGCGGUUGCCAAAAUAAUAGGUGGUAAUGUAAAAAAAUUGCAAAAAUUUGCUUCCACAGUGAAGAUGUGGGUCUUUGAGGAGAAUAUUAAUGGGAGAAAACUGACGGAUAUAAUAAAUAAGGAACAUGAAAAUGUAAAAUAUCUCCCUGGAUACAAGCUGCCAGAAAACGUGGUUGCUGUCCCAAACCUUAAUGAAGCUGUACAAGAUGCCGACUUGCUGGUUUUUGUCAUUCCUCAUCAGUUCAUUCAUAAAGUCUGCGAUGAAAUCACAGGACGAGUACCCAAGAAAGCUCUUGGUAUAACUCUCAUAAAGGGAAUAGAUGAAGGCCCGGCGGGACUCAGACUGAUCUCUGACAUUAUUCGGGAGAAGAUGGGAAUAGACAUCAGUGUGCUGAUGGGAGCUAACAUUGCCAAUGAGGUGGCAGCAGAGAAAUUCUGUGAAACCACAAUAGGCAGUAAAGUCUUGGAAAAUGGCCUUCUCUUCAAAGAACUCCUGCAGACUCCAAACUUCCGGAUAACUGUAGUAGAUGAUGCAGAUACGGUUGAGCUUUGUGGUGCUCUGAAGAAUAUAGUAGCAGUAGGAGCUGGGUUUUGUGAUGGCCUUUGCUGUGGUGACAAUACCAAAGCUGCCGUUAUUCGCCUUGGCCUAAUGGAGAUGAUUGCCUUUGCCAGAAUUUUUUGCAAAGGACAGGUGUCUACUGCCACUUUCCUGGAGAGCUGUGGAGUUGCUGACCUCAUCACAACGUGUUACGGUGGCCGGAAUCGACGUGUAGCAGAGGCAUUUGUUAAAACUGGAAAGUCUAUUGAACAAUUGGAGCGAGAAAUGUUGAAUGGUCAGAAACUGCAAGGACCACAGACUUCUGCAGAAGUGUAUCGCAUCCUCAAGCAGAAGGGAAUGCUGGAAAAGUUUCCACUAUUCACUGCUGUGUAUCAAAUCUGCUAUGAAGGGAAGCCUGUCACAGAGAUGAUAUCCUGCCUUCAGAGUCAUCCAGAGCACCUAUAAAGCCCAUCAGGCCACCGUACUAAUGCAGCUUUUUGCCUUUCAAGUUUACGUCUGGGCUCCAGUGGAUAUAUCUUUGCCUGGUUCAAAGCUGCUCACUAGGCACCAGUAAUAACAUGAAUGUCUCUGAAUGGGCGUUGCCUUUGGUUAUACAGCCUAGUUUGUCAUA
Molecule: messenger RNA, 1170 nt
Organism: Chaetura pelagica (chimney swift)
Lineage: Eukaryota; Metazoa; Chordata; Aves; Apodiformes; Apodidae
Gene: GPD1L
Product: glycerol-3-phosphate dehydrogenase 1-like
Exons: 7
Coding region: 66-1004 (312 amino acids)
Biological process (GO): carbohydrate metabolic process; glycerol-3-phosphate catabolic process
Cellular component (GO): glycerol-3-phosphate dehydrogenase (FAD) complex; cytosol
Molecular function (GO): protein homodimerization activity; NAD binding; glycerol-3-phosphate dehydrogenase [NAD(P)+] activity
Source: RefSeq, a predicted model, not a curated record